Molecule: messenger RNA, 918 nt
Organism: Pestalotiopsis fici W106-1
Lineage: Eukaryota; Fungi; Ascomycota; Sordariomycetes; Amphisphaeriales; Sporocadaceae
Exons: 2
Coding region: 1-918 (305 amino acids)
Source: RefSeq, a predicted model, not a curated record
AUGGCAUCGUACGGGGCUUACAAUUCCUACUACUCAGAAGCUAAGAUCAACGAUUUCUCGAGGAAAUUCUCAUCCUUUGCCAACGGCCAACAUUACACGACGGGAAACAACUACCAAGAUAAAACACAAGGCGUGCCGGAAUCCUACAGUCAGGGUCAGGGUCAGUACAUGAUCCGUUGCCUUUCAAACGGCUCGAAUACAUCCCAGAAUUCUUUGUCAACCUUUGGAUCUCCACCGACUCCCGUAACCUUUCCCACCAUGUCCGACUGGCACUCUCACUAUCCACCGUCUGACCAAGUUCAGUAUACUCCGGAACUUGCCUAUGAUCCAGAACAACCAUGGUGGCAAGAGGAGAGCUCCUAUUCUACGGAUUACAUGGAACCUUCGAUCAGCUAUACAAUGUCGCCGACUGAUGGUGUCGACAAUAUGGGUUAUCCCUAUCCAUCGACCAUGUCCAUCCCAAGAACAUCCCCAAUGGUAACGAUGCAGGCUCCAGCUCUGAUGCAGGAAGUCGAGUUGCCCAACACAUCCCACAUGUGUUCGGAGCCAGGCUGCGAAUCCAAGACGUCGUUCAAGCGCAAGGCGGAUCUUCAGCGGCACUGGGAGCAGAUCCACCAGACACCGGAUCAAAAGAGACAGUUCUUUUGCGACUACCCAAAGUGCGAGCGUAGCCACGACUCAUUUGGUCGCAUCGACCACUUCCGCCAACACUAUCGUGACUUUCACAACGAGGACCUACCACGUAAAAGCGGCGAAUCAAUUGAUUGGUACGCGGACAAGAAGCAGUCCGUGUCCCCGCGAACGUGGCGAUGCGUCAAGUGUCUCAGCAAGGUUGUUAUCAAGGACUCUGGCUUCACAUGCAACCAAUGCAAUACGCCUUGCGAGAAGCAGAGGCGAAACAUCAGAGGAUAUCAAUGA